AGAGAGAGAGAGGUGAUCAGAAUGCGAGGCACAUAGCGGCGGCUGCAUCGUCAGUCUGCGCGCAGAAGCGCAAAGCGAGCACACACACAAACGCGCGCGCGCAUACACGCACACACACACUUAUUCACUAUUACAGUCACAUCGCUGUUUCUCAGUGUUCUCCUCUCCGUGUUUUUCCCUCUCUCAGUGCUGUGUAUGCGGGGGUUCUGGAGCAUGACCACAGCACAGCUCUAGACACUGCAAUACCUGCACUGCUCAACUCACCAAGUUUCCAGGCGCAGGAUUUUGAAUUUAUUAUUAUUAUUUUUUUGCAUCUCUCGUCGAUUUAUUCUACGCAUCUCAAAAGAUACCACCAAAGAAAGAGACUGAGAAAGGUGAUCUACCAGCCUGAGAAUAUUCACCAGCCUCAUCUCUCUGUGCAUCGCGAUGAUUCCAAGAUGAUUUGAAAGAACACAGCAAUAUUCCUGCGAGCCUCUUUGCCAUCCUCACUUCCCUGAUCCUCAGUGCAGAAGAUUUCACAACACCAUCCUUGAAUAAAAUGGCUGCCCGUGUGAAAAACUGCUUGUAUAUGCUCUUGGCAUUUACUCUCCUUCCUCUGAUCUUAAGCAUGCACCCAGGCUGUGUCAUCCAGCUAGAAAAAGAAAAAUGUAUGGAGAGGAUGGCCUUGGAUGACCCUGGCAGUGACCCUGAAUAUGUGUGUCGCUGGAUGUGGGACAAUCUGACAUGCUGGCAGCCGGCGAGAAUAGGUGAUGUAGUGUGGAUGCCCUGCCCUGAGCUCUUUGAGGUCAUGAAUGAAGAAUAUGAAGAGUUUGGGAAAAUGAGCCGGAACUGUACCGAGGAAGGCUGGUCAGAGAUAUACCCUCAUUACUUCGAUGUGUGUCCUUUUGAUGACAAUAGAACGAGCUCUAUGGACAAGUACUAUGUGUCUGUGAAAGCUCUGUACACAGUGGGUUACAGCACAUCCCUGGUGUCUCUCACCUCUGCCAUGGUGAUCCUCUGCUGGUUCAGGAAGCUCCACUGCACCAGGAACUUCAUCCACAUGAAUCUCUUUGUGUCUUUUAUCCUGAGAGCCAUCUCAGUUUUCAUUAAAGAUGGAGUUCUGUAUGCUGAGGAGGACAGCAGCCACUGCUUUAUACAUACCGUGGAAUGUAAGGCAGUGCUGGUGUUUUUUCACUACUGUGUUUUAUCAAACUACUUCUGGCUCUUCAUUGAGGGACUGUACCUCUUUACCCUGCUGGUGGAGACCUUCUUCCCUGAGAGGAGAUACUUCUACUGGUACACCAUCAUCGGCUGGGGAACCCCAACAGUGUGUGUGACAGUCUGGGCAAUGCUCCGUGUCCAUUUUGAUAACAUUGGAUGUUGGGACAUAAACAACAAUGCUGCCAUCUGGUGGGUGAUAAAGGGACCUGUGCUUGCUUCCAUUAUGAUCAACUUUGUCCUCUUUAUCGGCAUCAUCAUAAUCCUUGUCCAGAAGUUGCAAUCUCCUGAUAUAGGAGGCAAUGAAUCUAGCAUUUACUUGCGCCUCGCUCGCUCCACUCUCUUGCUCAUCCCUCUCUUUGGUAUCCACUACACUGUGUUUGCUUUCACUCCUGAGGAUGUCAGUAAGAAAGAACGGCUCGUGUUUGAACUGGGUCUUGGUUCUUUCCAGGGCUUUGUGGUUGCUGUGCUUUACUGCUUCCUCAAUGGAGAGGUGCAGUCGGAGGUGAAGAGGAAGUGGAGGAGCUGGACGGUGAACCGUUACUUUGCAGUGGACAUGAAGCACAGGCACCCGUCGUUGGCGAGCAGCGGUGUAAAUGGAGGCACACAGCUCUCCAUCCUCAGCAAAAGCAGCUCGCAGAUCCGCAUGUCCAGCCUGCAGGCCGAGACUCCAGCCACAUGAGCUGCAGUCUCUCAGAUCCGCAGACACACACUGAACUCCUCACACUUAGCGCUAUAGUAGUCCAGCUUCACCUCAGAGACUUGCAUUGUGUGGGGCAAACUGCUGCUGGAGGCCAUUCAUCAGAGCAAUCUGCUCCUGAACACACAAUAUUUCAACACCUUUAAUGAUCACAUGGUCAAGGAGACACAACUUGGCUCGUCCUUUAUACAAAGGAUGGGAUUUUCUCGAGCCAGGAAAAUCUCUUUGGCGUUGUUGUGCCAAACGAAAGAAAUAUUUCCCAUCUAUUAAUUGUGAUGAUCUUCAACACAAAGGCUAAAUAUUAUAAAUAUGACCUGCCAUAGAACGCUCACCAGUUUUGAUAAUCAAGAAAAAUGUGAACUGUUCCCUCGGACAGAGAGGAAUGGUUUUGUCCAUGAUCCAUGAGCAAAAAAAAAACAUGGAUGAUACAAAGGGAAACACUCUGUCAUUAGACCAUUAUUUCAACACUGAAAUGUUAACACUGAAUCUAUUUGAUUUAAUACACUAGAGGUACAAGAGCUACUAAUCUGCCAAAAGUAUUUUAUUUAGAACUUGUUCAGUCUUUUUCUGAACUUCUUUCUCCAUGUGCUGGUAAAUAUGGUCUUUGACUUGCUCAAAGAUCAUGCUGUGGUCUCCCUACAAGUGUGAAUAAUCAUUAUAUUGUACUUCAGUAACAUUUAUGAAUAGAACGGAAGAAAAAAACAAAACAGAACCAAUAGCUGAGAGGUUUCAUGCUAUUUGUUCCAUUUAUUGACGCUGAUAGAUGUGAGGAACGAUUCAGUGUAAUGUUCUCUUACAGCACACAGAGGACAUACUCACGUGCAUCCUUGGGAUAUUCGUCUGAUGAGGUAGAGAACGAGCAUGUUAAAGCUUUGUUUUUUAACUGCAGCUUGACUAUCAGUUUAGAACUGUGAAUGUAUAUGGUUAGUCAAUUUGGGACCAUUUUUGUUAACAGAAAAGUCGGAUAAAAAUCUCUGACCUCUUACUAUUUUAGAUGAAACAAACGCAAAACUAAUACCUGCAAACUAAAACCAAUACAUUAAAAUAAUUGAACAUGUACAGUUGUGAUUUUGUGAGUGGAUGCCUCUGGUAUUUUAUUUUUUAUUUUAUUUUUUAGAAAUUUUCUAAACAGCCGUUAGUACUGAAAAUGUCACUACAGCAAACAACAAGCAAAGCACCUCAUGAAUUUUCUAUAACUUGUUCAGCUCAUUCUUGUUGUUGGCAUGAUUUUUUUUUAAUUUUUUUUUUAUUUCCAUAAAUGGUUCAAGAGUAAGAUCAUGAUAUUGUAAAUAUGUAGUCUUAUUCAGCUUCAUAAAUACAAAGUGAAUAUUUUAGGCGUAUUUUUUAGAAACAUCAUCAUUUUUUUUUUAACAGUAAUAUCUGGUUUUUGAAUCACGAUAAAUAAAUCUUUAUCAUUUUACCCAAAAUAUAAUAAGCAGAAUCAGUGUAUCACGUGGCACUUUUGGUACUCCAAAGAUCAGUAUUUAGAUAUUUGACUUUAUACAGCUGGUAUUGCCGAACUUGUCUGCAAAAAGCUGUGGAAGCUUUUGCGGCUGAUGUCAAUUCAGAUCUCCUCAAACGGGGAUACUGAGAAAGAUGUUCUUUAACAGUGAUGCUCAGAACGUUUAUCAUGAAAGUGCCUUCUUGCACAAAAGUAAGAAUACAUUGAACAUUUAAAAAAAAAAAAAGAUAGAUAAGAUAAUCCAAUAUUAUUCAACUGCAAAUGCAUGAAGCUGUGUGACUCUGGGGAAGUGCUUUUAUUGUACAUAAGUAUGUCUGUGUCAAAAAACCAAGAGGCCUUCAGAAAAUGUCGUUUUGAUUUUAUUUCUCAGCCUUCAAUUUUGACCUCUUCAGAUAUUUCCUUUGGACCCCAAAAAUGUGUGUUUUUAAUUGAAUCGUAGCUGUCUUCGAUAUUUCCAAACUGAAUCACAACAUUAAAAAAAUGUUUUUAUUUUUAUUUCUUUUUUUUUAUUUGCUUUUGUAAUGCCAGACCCUCGUGUGUUACAGUACUUUUAGCCUCCUUUCAAUGUUAGAUCACAGUGUAAUGCCUUGUUUGCGAACAGAAACUGCAAAAAGACAGAAUAUGUGUUUCAACAGGAGGAGAAACACAAAUAAAGCCUACACUCUUUUUUUUUAUUAUUAUUAUUUUUAAGAAAAUUGCCAUUUCUGUAUUUCUGUAUACAUUUACAGUAUAGAAGGUGGCUUAAUGUUUUUGUUGUCAGCAUUAGUAAAACAUUGAUGUGUUGUGAAUCUAGCUCGGUUCAGCACUUACCUAUGUGUUUAGAAUGGAAACUACAGCUGACAUGUCGUCUUUAAAGGCAACAGUUUCUACUGGUAUUAGUUGUAAACUCUUGUGGUGUUGUGCAGGACUAGAAGACUAAGUGUAGUCUCUGUGGCCUUUCCAGAACUGAACGCAGCUUCAUCGAUCAAAUCAGUGCCAAAAUGGACGCUAUUAUUAUUAUUAUUAUUUGACAUCGUGGAUCAGUCACAAGAGGAGUGUUACAUUACAUUUUAAGCAAUAUGCCGUUCUAUUUUAAGGGCAAGUCUCCUUAGUUAUGCUAUGUUCAGAUAUGAGGUUGUGCCACAGGUAACUAUUCGCUCUUGGUGUUGAUUUGUCCUUUCAGUACAUAAGAACCUGCUGUUUUAGAAAAGUAGUUAUAGUAUCAGUGUUAAUGAGAAGUGUACCGUAGCGGACGUGUACUCUGAAUUGUUGCAUCUGUAACAUGCACUAUCGAGUAUUAUGCUUCUGGAGCUGUAUCUAAUACGUGUUCAACAUGGGUAGUUGUUUGAUUUUUUUCUUUUUCUUUUUCUUAAAGAUGGUGUUUGCUAUGUAUAGCCUGUGUUAUUGCUGCCUGUAAUCGUGAAACAGAUGCAUGUGUAUUCUGUGAUUCGAUGGUUUCUUCCCAAACUGGGUGUGUUCGAUGUCCGUGCCAGCUGAAAACGAAGCUGUCACAUUACAAUCCGCAAGCAAUUAGUGCUUAGUUGGAUACGACUGCUGCAAACAGUUCUGCUCACAGCCAGCGCUGAUGUCUUUUCGUGUUACUGUCAGACAAGAACUUACCUUUUCACUGCAAAAUCUCUGUGGCUGUAAGCUUUUUAGCCUUUUGUCUGCAGGAAUCUCACACACGCACACUUAGCGUUAGCAUUUCACUUAUUACUGAGCGCAGGAUUGAAUGUGCGUCGCUAGGUAAUGAAGCUGAUCGUAUAAUAAAACGAUGUUGUGUGUGCGAAGACAGUUCAAAUCUAUUGUCAUAUUCAACAAUACCAAGUCGUUUAAAACCUGUUAAAUAAGAGGCGAUAUUAGAGAAAAUGCCAUAUUAUCAGCAAAAAAAUGGCAUAAUUCUUUUUUUUUUUUUCCAUUUUAAUUGACAUUGACAAAACAUUUCACAUCUAUUACCGGAAUACAGAAACACUUCCUGAAUCAGCUCGGUUUUCCAGACGACAGUGACUGAACAAUAAUUACUGAAUGUGAAUGCAUGACAAAACCCACAGUUGAUAUCCGUGUUGCUUUUGUGAUGGAACGUUUAGCUUUUUUUUUCUUUCUUUCUUUCAUUUUAUGUCACAUCUGCUAUAUAAUAACGUCCUUUAGUUUUGUAUACUAUGACUUGCAAUAAAUGUCUCUAAAAGUG
Molecule: messenger RNA, 5526 nt
Organism: Hemibagrus wyckioides
Lineage: Eukaryota; Metazoa; Chordata; Actinopteri; Siluriformes; Bagridae
Gene: adcyap1r1b
Product: adenylate cyclase activating polypeptide 1b (pituitary) receptor type I
Exons: 14
Coding region: 539-1879 (446 amino acids)
Biological process (GO): cell surface receptor signaling pathway; adenylate cyclase-modulating G protein-coupled receptor signaling pathway
Cellular component (GO): plasma membrane; neuron projection
Molecular function (GO): G protein-coupled peptide receptor activity; vasoactive intestinal polypeptide receptor activity; peptide hormone binding
Source: RefSeq, a predicted model, not a curated record